This is a messenger RNA of Diospyros lotus (date-plum), 4338 nucleotides long. RefSeq lists its product as uncharacterized. NCBI's taxonomy places the organism in Eukaryota, Viridiplantae, Streptophyta, Magnoliopsida, Ericales, Ebenaceae. The transcript has 7 exons. The coding region runs from base 1699 to 4083 and encodes 794 amino acids. Gene Ontology annotation, biological process: intracellular signal transduction. The record is from RefSeq and is a predicted model, not a curated record.
UUCACACUUAGUAUGGGAAAUUAAAUUAUGAGAAUUCUAAGUACUUUUUGUGCCAAGUAUUAUAAUUUCCACAAACCUAUGUCAAGAUCUUCGCAUUUAUAUAAUAAUUAUAGUUCAACUAAAUUACAGAUUCGUGAAACAAGGAGAAAUCAACAAAUCUCCUGCAAUAUGAGUGGAGUCCACAUGUUCUUAUCAUCGACAUCACAAAGUUCAAAUCAAAAGAUAUAAAAGAAUAUCGACAGUAAAAUAAAGAUAUGACAUUCAACAUUAUUCUCGUAGUUUUCAAUUAUUUCAAUCUUUUAGCUGACUCAAGUAUUGAAAAAGUGACUUUACCUUAAUCAAGCAUAACUUACUCAUUCAUACUUUAUAUUUAUACAGGCACUUACAGUUUGGAUCUACCCAACACGUAAUCAAGAUUUUAGUUAAACCCUAUAAAUUCAAUUUAUAACUAAUCUUUAUAUCAUUAAUCUGUUUACAUUAUUUUUUAACUAUAGGAUCCUUAUAAGAUUUCCAAAAUUACAUUUGACCUAAGAGCCUCCACCCAAUUUAACUUUCAAAAAUCUCUAAACCAUCCCAAUUGCUUAGAGGGGGUUGUUCUGUAAAACUCAAUAAAGUAAGUGGCUGGUCCAAAAGACAAGAAGUGACAAAAGCGAUGACAUUAAGCCAAGUGGACUUCUUGCUUCUCACGUUGGUCUCCGCCCUAUAUUCUCAAUUCCCCCAAUUUCACUAUUGUUUCAAAAUCCCGAAGCCAUUGCAUUUCAAAGCGCCCCACAUUCAUUGCCUUUUCUCGAUUUCAUUUCUCUCCAUUUCUCAAUCUCUCCCUUUCCUUUCUCAUUGAACUCAGACCUGUAAGUUUUCUUUUCAUUUCUUCAUGGUGUUGCAGAUGCAUAGAUUUGUUUUCUAUUUUGCCGGUAUUGAAUCGUAGAAACCUUUAUUGAAUUUGUUCAUUUUGUGUCAGAUGCUUUUAAUUCAAGCUUGUAAGCUUCAACGAGAUUGAAUUGCUUUUACUUUUCAUAUUAUUUUUAGAUCUUUACAUUGUUGUGGCAAUAUCGUGUUGUUUACGGGGUGCCCUUUUCUUUGAUUUCACUUUCUAGGGUUUUUGUUUAUGCGUUCGGUUAGGGUUUAGGCUUCUUUCUGUUUCCCUUGUCACCAUCUUUAUUAACUAAUUUUUGCCUAACUACGAUUUUUUCUAUGCGUAUAUAUACAUUUUCUUGCAUGAGUUUUUGGUGCAGUGUUUGUUACGUAUACUAAGUUUUCUGUUUAAUUUGAACGAGAUGUGCGUAUACUACUGUGAAGUGUUCAACUAAUCAUUUAACUGAAUUAGAUGAGGUCUUUUGCAAGCGAAUCCCCCCUCCCUGCUUUAAAUGAAAUUUAUACUUGUCUUAUUGGGCGCUUUCUUUAGUGGAAUCAGUUUUUUUAGAAGAUAUCCCGUUUUCUAUAAUUGAUUUUUCUUGUCUUAGUUGGGGUAAUUGAUUUUAUGUGUAUCCACUCAAUAUUGGACUUAAGGCUUUAAAUUAUUGCUGCUCGUGGAAGUUACUCAGAAUGGUAUCACUUAUAUGUCUGGUGCUGCCUUCGGAAUGACUGUCUACAAAUGAUACCCUUGUUUCAAUUUAAAGCACUGCUCUGAAGUUUGGGAAUAUUCAACCAGAAAGCAACAAUUCAUUUUCCAGGUCAAGAACUUGAUAUAUUGCUGGGAAUAUGGAAAAGGAAGACUCUUCAGAGACAAAUUCUCCAGUUGCUGAAGAUAAAGGAAGUAUGCUUGAUGUUGAAAAGGAUGGCCAGGAACGGGACGAUCCUAGUGAGAAAAACCCACCAAUUCUUUCAUCUGAUGAAGUGAAGGAAGUAGAUGUACCUCAUGUUCAGAAAGAAGAUGAGGAAAAAGAAAAAGCUAAUGCUUUAGCUGCUGAAAAAGAUGGGAAGCAUUCACCUGUUCAGAAGGAUGUCCAGGAAAAGGAAGACUCUAUACAGGAAACUUCGUUGAAUUUUUCAGCUGCUGAAAUUCCAGAGGGAGAUAAAGUUGAUGUCGAGAAAGAAGACUCAGUGGAUCCUGUCAAUAACUUGAAAGCAUCUGAUAUUGGUGAAGAUUCCAAGAUAGAUGGUGAACAGGUAAUGGAUGGAUUGAGUAGCAAGAUGGAAGAAAGCAAGGAAAUGGGUUGUGGAAAUGAAGAAGUAACAAAUGAAAAUCUGGAGGAAGUUCAUGGAGAGGGUGAGCCGGUUUUUGAUGGCACGGAGGUCCCUGGAAUGGAAGCUAACAGGAGUACAUCCACUCAUUCUUUGGAAGUUGAUCCAGUGAUUCAUGGAUCUUGGCCUGAGAAAGCAGUGUCUCUUAAAAAUUUUGUACGGGUAAAAAGUGUAGUUGUUGUCUCCAAUGUUAUCCGCCGCCUUUCAGGGAAAAGUGAUGAUGCUGGACAGGGCAUUCCUGGUGACCAAGGUAAGGAUGAAAACAGCAAUACAACAACAACAACUAAGGAGUUUGCAGAUCUUGAUGAAAACAUUAAUAUAACAACUACUGAGGUUGCAGAUCAUAUAGAAGAAAAUGAAGCCCAGGAACCAUCUACAAAGCCAGGAGAGAGAUCUGGAUGGAAUCCUCUCAGCCUUAUCGGAAUAUCACGUGAUGUUGAUGAACAGAGGGAUCAAAGUAUUGAAGAAUCAUUGCAACCUAUAAUUAUGAAGGGAAGAGUUAUCUUGUAUACAAGGCUAGGAUGUCAGGAGUGCAGAGAGGCUAGGCUGUUUCUUCAUCAGAAAAAGCUUAGAUAUGUUGAGAUUAACAUUGAUGUGUACCCGAGCAGAAAACUGGAGCUCGAGAAGAUUGCUGGCUCUUCUGCUGUUCCUAGAGUGUUUUUUAAUGAAAUCCUUCUUGGAGGAUUGAGUGAGCUAAAGGGUUUGGAUGAGUCUGGUAAGCUUGACCAGAAGAUUGAGUAUGUGAUUGCGGAAGUUCCGCCAUUUGAAGCACCUCUACCACCACUUUCUGGUGAAGAUGAUAUGUCCACUUUUGCGGAAAUCGAUGAGCAAGCAGUCAUUGUCCGAAGAAUGAAAGAAUCUAUUACUGUUAGAGACCGGUUUUACAAAAUGCGCAGGUUCACCAACUGUUUUCUAGGUUCAGAAGCUGUGGAUUUCAUAUCAGAGGAUCAGUAUUUGGAAAGAGAAGAGGCCAUUGAAUUUGGUCGAAAGCUUGCAAGCAAACUCUUCUUUCAACAUGUUCUUGAGGAGAAUAUAUUUGAAGAUGGCAACCACUUGUAUCGGUUCUUGGAUCACGAUCCAAUCAUAAUGUCUCAAUGUUACAACAUCCCAAGGGGUAUCAUUGAAGUAAAGCCAAAGCCCAUAGGGGAAAUUUCUUCAAGGCUUAGAUUUUUGUCUUAUGCCAUCUUUGAAGCAUACACAUCAGAAGAUGGAAAACAUGUUGACUACAGAAGUAUCCAUGGAAGUGAGGAAUUUGCUAGGUAUCUGAGAAUAGUUGAGGAGCUCCAAAGAGUAGAUUUGCAGGAUAUAUCUAGGGAAGAGAAGCUGGCCCUUUUUAUUAAUCUCUUCAACAUGAUGGCCAUACAUGCAAUAUUAGUUUGGGGUCAUCCUGCUGGGGCGAUGGAGAGGAGGAAAUUGCUGGGGGAUUUCAAGUAUGUAAUUGGUGGGUGCACUUACACGCUGUCAGCAAUUCAAAAUGGCAUAUUACGGAGCAACCAGAGACCGCCAUACAAUCUGAUUAAGCCAUUUGGCGUGAAAGAUAGACGUCUUAAGGUUGCUCUUCCUUACCCAGAGCCUCUUAUUCACUUUGCACUAGUUUGUGGAAAUAGAUCAGGGCCUUCUCUUCGUUGCUAUUCACCCGGAAACAUUGAUAAAGAAUUAAUGGAGGCAGCUCGUAAUUUCUUAAGAAAUGGAGGACUUAUUGUUGAUCUGAAUGCAAAGACUGCUUCAGCUAGUAAGAUACUAAAAUGGUACAGUACAGAUUUCGGGAAGAACGAGGUAGAGGUAAUAAAGCAUGCAGCAAACUACUUGGAACCAGCAGAAUCUGAAGCGCUGCUAGAGUUGCUUGACACCACCCAGUUGAAAGUUGUAUAUCAGCCAUAUGAUUGGGGUCUGAACUAUUAGCUAGUGUUGGCAACAACUCAACUCUCCUAUCUUACUUAGCAUAUAUAAACCGUUGUACAUCAUCUUUUAGCUUUACACAAACACACACGUGAACAAAUUGUGAUGUUGAUUGUACAAAAUUAGCAUUUUUAGAGCCCAUUUGAGUUUCGAAUGAAUUAAAUCAUAGGCGCCGGAUUUUAGCUUGGUACUGCUACUGUGCUUCUUGUAGUUUGGUUUUGCUUAAUACUAAAGGAAAGCUUAUAUGGUUUCACAACA